Messenger RNA from Wyeomyia smithii (pitcher-plant mosquito), 5880 nucleotides. RefSeq names its product contactin-3 (gene side). The transcript has 18 exons. Bases 2100 to 5069 code for a protein of 989 amino acids. Lineage: Eukaryota; Metazoa; Arthropoda; Insecta; Diptera; Culicidae. Gene Ontology annotation, molecular function: protein binding. The record is from RefSeq and is a predicted model, not a curated record.
CCGAUCCGCUUCAGUCACGGUUCGGGGCUUGUCGCGAGUGUAUGUCGCCUUUACGACUGCGUGGAAAGUUGAAUCGUGCUGCGGGUAAACGUUGGAACGCGCGUUAGCCUGCGGUCGUUUCCCGUGGCUUCCGAUAGAUUCUGUGUGUGGCGCGUGGAUGGGUGGUAAUUACUUGGCCAAGUCGGACAAGGCUCUGGUAGCCUAUGGCGCGUGACUGGUGACGUUCUGUGGCUGUGAUUGCUCCGCGCGUACACUGCAGCUAGCAGUUGAGGUAGAUUUAAAUUGGAUUUUCCGCUUCCGGAUGCUGUGAAUUGAAGUGUCGACGAACAUGGGAAGAAACGGCAGACGGAAGAAUUAAAUGCAGAGUGUUUCGUUAUUUCAGCUUUGGCCACCGGACUGCGUCCGAUAACGGAUGUUGAUAUGACGAAAUGCGAGUGUUUAUGGUUUCUGCUAAAUAUCCAUGGUGUUGAGAAAUAAGUGACCGAUCGGAAUGAGUUGUUCGAGUGCUAAUUUGAUCAAGUGACAUCUUCCGUGCGUAACCGGAAAACUUGUUUAGGAAGUUUGGCUCGAAAUACGAACAAACCGAUAAGCUGCUGUAGAUUCAACCAGUCUUCCGUCUAAUGUGGAUCCGAUUCGCAUAACUGGAUUAUCUUGGUGAAAUUUGAAAAUCCUGCAAACAGUUAAUCAAUCAUCGCCGGUGCCGCUGUCAUUUCCGCUCGUAAGUACGGCGGACGUCGUCGGAACCGGCGACGCCACUUUCCGGUAGGCAUCGGACAAAACGACGGGCGUAAACCGACGUGUGCGAAUCUGCUACCCGGUGCGAUCGAUGGAACAGUUUUUUAUAGUUUCAGGAUUACUCCCUAACAACCAACGCCAGCCGAGACCAGUGAGCAUAAAAACUAUACCAACAAACAAACCGAGUGAACGAAAACACAAGAAAUAGCACUAAAACUAAGAAUAAGAACACCCGAUAGGCCAGUUAAGCAAAGCGGCCGCAUUUGGUUGGGGAGAAUGUGCGUAGCCGGAGCAGAGCAGCAGAUAUUCAGUCGGAGGACGUCGUCUCGGUCGGUCGAGUCGCGAAGGAGCACACAACAGCCGCCUAGCGCGAUCGGUUGGUGUUAGAAGACUCGCCGCAUCCCUCGUUGCGUUCCUGUGUCCGUCCAUUUGUGCUGCUGCUUCCCAUUCGAAUUCGUCACUCGCCGCGUGAUCGUGUUUGUGACAGUAGCGCGGAUAAUGGCGUGAAAUGGGACAGGAGCGAAUAUAAUAACAAAAACAACACACGGCUACUGACGCUAAUUAGUGCACACUGGUGUGUAGGGUGAAGAGUGUAAAAAAGGCAAAUUAAUGCAGUGGAAGUAGAAGUGAAAAUAAAACAAAGCCCAGUGAAAGUGCGUUGAAUGCCAUACUAGAGGGAAGGUGUAUUCAGGGGGUGGUGAUGGUGAGAAGUUUCAGGCAGAAGUGUGACCAAGCUAAGUGAAACACGUAGCAUUAAUCUUACGGCUGAAUCGCAGGGAGUCAGAAUAAAUAAAUAAAUAAAAAAAAAACAACAAAAUACUGAAAUACGAAAAUGAAAAUGUUGGCAACAGCUGCAGUGCUACCGCCGUCGUCGUUUUUGGUUUUUGUCGCCAGAAGGCGAGCCAAUUCGCACCGAGACGAAGCUUACUUGAGCAAUGGAGGCAGUUACAGAAGCCUAAUACAUAGAAAAGGUAGUGAUGCGGUUAUGCUGCUGUAGCCGUCGAGCUGCGGUCUGCGUUGCCCGAUAGUGUCGUCCGAGCGUGUGGUGCGGUGCUCCGAUGUGUACCGGAAGAGUUUUGUUCUACCAUCGGCCACAAAGUUCCUUGUGGUGUUUUGAAUUCGCCGUAUCCAGCGGGUGUGGUGGUUAAAGCGAGAGAUUAUUAAAAAAGCGUGCAGAAGGAGCUAUCGACGUCUCAAUGGAUUCCUCCUGCUUAUUCAGUGUAAAAAUAUAAAAAAUAACCGACCUAAAAUGGAUAAAUUAGCGAAAGAUUUCCCAUAGAAAAAAGUGUGUGUUGAGUAGUGUUCGGUAGGAAAGCAGCGAAGAAAUCAAACCGAUUAAUAUUGCAUUCUAUCACUUCCGGAGCAUGACGUCUCCAAACCUAAUCCAGCCUGGCGCUCCGGGAAGGAGCCCACAGCGGAUGCGUUAUCGGCAUCGCUCGUUAACGCUGGAAACCAAUGAGCCAAUACCAGCAGCAUCGGUGUCGUCUUCGUCAAUGAAGCCGUUGGCAGCGAAUGGAACCUUUGGCUGCCUCAGUGAUAGUUACAGUGAACAACCCAGUAAUGGAAGUGGAAAAAUAUAUCGAUUUCAGAAGCGAAUCGACCUUCAACAGCAGCAUCACAAGUGCAAAUCCUACCGUAGAACGUUGCUCCAGCUAGCCUCCGCUGGGAGGGGUGGUGGUGCAGGCGAAAUCGGUGGUCGAGGUAUCAGUAGGAUAAGUGAGAAAAAGUUGUUACCCGCCGUUGACGGUGGUGAGCUGGUGGGCGGCGUUUUCGCCAGUAGGAGUAGGAGGAUACAGAGCUGGAGAGGUCCUUCAAAUGUCUUCCUUGUGGUAUUGCUACUGUAUCUGUUGGCAGGAUUCUGCACCAGAAGUGGGUGCGAUGAUACCGAGCAGUUCCAGAAGAACAGAAAAUUCACGCCCACCACUGCAACUGUAGACACGAUUCCUGCCCGCGUAGUUUGGGCCGCCGUCGACCAUGACGCCGAGCUACCGUGCGAUAUCACCGCUCCAGGGCCACAAGAUGGCGUGAAACUGGUGCUUUGGUUCAAAGAUUCCACGGGUAUACCGCUGUACUCGCUGGACUCCCGGUCUGGUGUGCCAAUUUCUGCCGCCCAACAUUCAACGAUUGCCAGCGAUCUCGGCCAGCGGUUGUUCUUUUCGGUGGGAAGUACGCCGAAAGAGGCGCGGCUGCAGAUCCGAAACAUUAAAACUUUCGAUGGUGGAGUGUAUCGCUGCCGGGUGGAUUAUUUCAAUUCACCAACCCGAAAUUAUCGAGUUAAUUUAACGCUAGUUGUACCACCGGAGGACCCUCGGAUUUUUGACGCCCAGGGAAAAGAAAUUUCGACAGUUGCGGGACCUUUUCGAGAAGGGCACGAGUUGUUUCUGUCCUGUCAGGUGUCUGGAGGUCGACCUUCACCGCGGGUUUCGUGGUGGCACGAUGGUGUUGAGAUAUCUGGCACCAGUCAUCCGUCCGCAGUCGAUGGCGCAUCUGCAAUAGUUAAUCAACUGUUCAUAGGGACCGUUUCCCGGGAUCUGUACGGGGCCAAAUUCGUGUGCAAGGCAGCUGGCUCCAAACUGGUACCGGCGGUUUCGAAAGAUGUCUCCAUCCAAGUACACUUAAAACCACUGCGGGUGAAAAUCGUCACCCCCAACGAGUUACUCACUGCUGGUCGACCCGUUCCGAUAAGGUGCGAAGCGUGGGGAUCCUUCCCGACGGCCAAAAUCGUCUGGCUGCUGGACGGGGAACCGCUACGGAGUGCCGACAUCACUGUACAUAGCGAUAGCAAUGAUGCGAAUCUUACCUCCAGCAUACUUACACUUCGAGUGACGGCCGAAAACGACGGCGGGGAGCUUUCCUGUCGUGCGUCCAAUCCAUGGUUCUCCGGUGGGGCCAUCGAAGACAAGCGGUUGAUUAGUGUUGCCUACGAACCGGUCGUAUCUGUCCAUCUGGCCAACGAGGAUCCGGCCCGAGUUAUCACCCGGUCUGAGAGCGAAAAUGUGACACUCAAGUGCCGGGCGGAUGCGCGGCCACCGGUCACUUCCUUCGCCUGGUACAAAAAUAACAUGCGGAUGUCUGGCGAAAGUGGCGAAACGUUACACCUCAUUCAGCUCGAGCGGGAAAGUGCCGGUUCCUAUGCGUGCGCGGCAUCCAACACCGAAGGAGAAACACGCAGUUCCUCAAUCACCUUGAAAAUUCAGUAUGCCCCCCGCUGCAAGCCCGGAUCGGAGCAGACGUCCGUUGGUUCGCUGAACAUGCACUCGUUGCACGUUAAAUGUGAAGUGGAAGCCGAUCCACCGGAGGCCGUUCGGUUCAGCUGGACCUACAACAACACCCGGAACGUUUCACCGGUGCUGAAUUCACGCAUCAGCUCACAUGGCCUAGUCAGCACCAUGACCUAUCUGCCACAGUCUGAUUCCGAGCUGGUGACGCUGGCCUGCUGGGCAAUGAACAGUGUCGGCCGCCAGACGGUGCCCUGUCUGAUACACAUUUUACCUGCAAAGACACCGGAAACUCCUCGCAACUGUGAACUGCACAACGAUACCAUCCCGGAAGUGGUCUGCCAGGCUGGUAAUGACGGUGGCCUCUCACAGAGUUUCCUGCUAGAGGUGGUUGGUGGAGCGGUACCGGCGGUUUUCAACCUGGACUACACACGCAGCCCGCCGACCGAGAUUGACAAUGAAAUUUCUACUAUGAAUGAUCAGGCAACAUUAGCGCCGCUAUUCCGGAUCCAGGAGCAGCAGCCACAAUUCAAGCUACACAGCCUGGAACCGGGUCGGGACUAUCAGCUGUUGGUCUAUGCGGUAAACGCGAAAGGCAAAAGUAACCCACCGUUCGUGAUCGAUAAAGUGCGGGUCGGAUCGGCAUUAAUUCCACCGUAUGUGGAUGAAACCAUCAUUUCGGAGGACCCAACUCCGGCGGAAACAUCCAACGCUGACAAGCAGAAGCAGCACUCGCAAAUGGUUAUGUUCGCUGCGGUGGCGGCUGCCGCCGGUGUAAUCAUGAGCUCGAUCAUGGUCGCCGGCUUUGUCGCGAUAUGCCGGCUCAAGCGACCGAAACCGCCCGAACCGCAGGAAGUGCGAAAGCGAAUGCGACCUGCCAGAACCGAUGUGCCAUCGAUGUACGCCGAGGAUGAUGUGUUCGAGGACGAGUUCCAACAGCGGCAUCCAGGCGACGCGCGGUGCAGCCGGGCCUCUUCCACCCUGCGGAGUAGCCGUUACAUCUCCGAGGGAUUUGUACAGUAUUCACAGCCUAGUUUAAAUGUCUAUAUUGCAGAUCCGGACCUAAUUCUUCCACGCGGCAGCGAGAUGGAAUUUACGACCCUAUCAGGAGCUUAACGGGAAUGACCCCCAGUUUGUUCCAAUGAGGGACGAAAUCGCACAUGAGCAGCUGUAAAUACACUAGUGUAUGUAGGUAACCAGAGGGGAGCUGGAGCUUCUUGUAGGUUGAAAAUUUGAUGACUAAUGUGACAAAGGAUUUGAUUAAUCCCAAAGCGACCGCUAGGAGCUAAGUUUUCUUCCUUUCUACCGUCGACCGAAAAUGGUCAAAUUCGAGGACUUGGCGAGUAAAAUGUAACAAAUUGUUGUCAGUUAAAAAAAAAACAAUUGUGACCUACUAAGAAAGCGUCUUAAAUCAAACUGCAGCGUCGAGCAAAACCAAAUACAAACUAUUUAUAUACACAUCCCACACAAGUACACAUACACACACAACUUUAUGUAGGUUUAUUUUUAGUCUAGGAAACAUCAGAUGGUUUAUUCAGAAGUUAUGCUGUAUAAAUAUAAUUUAAGAGUAACGUGGUGCGAUUUUCCGACGGGAUUGAUGUAAUAAACUUUAACGCUUAAGGAAUUGCUGAAAAAAGGUAAAACUUUAAAUAAUAUGUUGAAGCCCAGAGAAGCAAAGCAAAAAAUAACACAAAUCUAGAUAAUGAUAUGAUUUAGGUCGUCACUAUUUUUUUUUACAAAGAAACAACAACAAAAUCUAAAGUAAUCUGAAAGAUACUCAAAAAAUCAAACAGUUGAAGGCCAGCGACGACAGCAAAUGAGAGCGCUUUCUCACAUCCUCUCUCAGAAUAAGCCUCGGCGGUGUUUGAAUCAACAAUCAAACAAAUUUCGUUUAAUGAAAUAAAAACGGUGUAAUUUUUCCAACAAA